AUGCCAAGAGGAAGAGCAUUUAGAACGACGAUUUGGGAUCCUUUGCUCAUCAUCUGUCAGAUUAUUGCAUUACAAACCUUGUAUUAUACCUCGAUAUCUGUGAUUAUAUUAUUUACGCUGUUGAUAACUGGAAACGACAUUACACUAGAUCAUAUUUUAGACUAUCGGGAAUUUAGAGCUGACACAGUUCUUGGGUGGACGCUAUGUUUUGCGUGGAUCGCAAAUGCAGUGGUUGGUUAUUAUUCUGGACAUAUACCUACGACAUUUGUAUGGUGGGUGCUUAAUGCAACCACCUGCUGUAUUAUGAUAUUCGGAGGAGAACUAUAUUGUAUGCGGAAGGAGAUGGAACCUAUUGUGCUUGAUGAUGGAGAAAACGGAAAUUCUGGUACCAAUGCCGGUUUAUUGGGGGGCAGUUCUGUAGUCAAGGGCAAGAGAAAUGAAGAUGUUGGAUACGAGUUGGUGUCUCUGGAAGAAAUAGAGAUUAGAUGA
Messenger RNA from Paraglomus occultum, 489 nucleotides. NCBI's taxonomy places the organism in Eukaryota, Fungi, Glomeromycota, Glomeromycetes, Paraglomerales, Paraglomeraceae. The record is from the annotation of a GenBank genome assembly.